GCAGUUGGGAGGGGAGGGGACGGAUGAUCCACGCGAGCGCGCACACUGCGAGAGGAUCGAUUCUAUGGGUGCUGGACAGAGAGGACUUGCCGAGAUUCUCCCUUGCGACAGCGAGGCCAAGGAAUCGAGUGAAUCGGGAGCUGUGAGCCGGUUCUUGUGCGCGGCGGCUGCGACCAGCGCGAUCGCAUCGCCGGAGGAAGAUCAAGGGAAGCAAGGAGAUUUAGACGAAGCGGGGGUUCUUCGCGAGCAGUUUGAGUCCCAAGCCCGGCAGCUGAUCGCGCGAAUCAACUGGCUGCAAGAGAAUUUGCAGCUGGAAGAGGAGAGCCGACUAGUGGCGGAGAACCAGGCGCUAUCGCUACGCUUGGCGUGUGCGCAGCAAGCGGGCAAAGUCGAGGAGCUCUCUGAGCAAAUCAGUAUGCUCUUCCAGGAUUUGGAUGAGCAGCACAAGCACUGGACGAGCUUGGAAGCCAAGCUGGAGUUUGAGCAGCAGGAAAGGCUUCAUAUCGAGGCCACGCUCAAGGCUCUAGCUGCGGGAGCUGCGCAGGGAUUUUGUUCCUCACCCCCUCCACAGAGCUGUGCGUCGGAUGGAUGGAGCUCCGCUCAAGCGAGUCCCACUCCCACGGCGGCGGUGGAAGGAUUUAGAGUCUCCUGGGACAAUGUAGAGUAUGAAGGAGACGCAAAGAAGAGUUCCUGCAAGGCUGCCAACAUGUUUAAGGAGCUCAACUCGGAGUGGUCCAACUACAAGUCGGAAGGGAAGCUCGGAAGCUGGAGCUUGGCGAAAGUGUUGCGGAGGCUCAGCUUUUCCGACGUGAAGAAGAAGAGGGGAGGAGCAAACAAGAGCAGCAGCAGUGCUGCCUUUGAAAGCGCUCCUGAAGCAAACUCGGGAGAGUCUAGGCGAGUUUACGACACUGCGAAGCUCACAGAAGAGAUUUUCAGCCUGAACUCCGAGGCAUCCGACGUCAGGGAACGGCAUUUGGCUGACUUGAGGAACAAGUUGGAGCUGCAACACCGGGGUGGUAGGGUGCCACAAGUAGAGGACAGGGACGUUUCUAGUGAAACGUGGAGUGACUAUCCAAAGCCCCGUUUCAAGUCGGCCAAAGUCUCGAGGAGUGUUUCAAGAUCGACUACCAAAAGGCACGGUUCUCAGAAGAGCUUUGAACUAGACAACAAAGCUCACUUCAAGAUUGAGAACCUGGGAAGGCAGGUGUUUCACCUGAAGAAGCUGUGCACAGAGAAGACGCAGCUUGUAAAGCUAGAGAAGAGGCGGCGGAACGAGGCUGAGAAUCGGUAUUACGUGCUCGUGAAAAAUCUGGAGAAGCAGGUUUUGCAGCUGCGGAAAAUAAACCUCCGGAAGGCCGAUGAAAUCAAGCAAGAGCGGUGUCGGCGGCAGGAGGCCGAGAAGAGAAGUGUGGUCGAAGUGGAGAGUCUGGAGAGGCAAGUGGUGAGGCUCAGCAAGCUUGCUGAUGCAAGAGCACAUGACGUCAAGCACGAACAGAAGCAGAGACUGGAGGCGCAGAAGAGGCUCAAGGACCUGGUCAGCCAGCUGAAAUCAUCCAAAGUUUCUGCUCAAGGCGUGCAGUUGAGCAAGCCCCAACGGAGCCCGAAAGCUAAGCAGGCUGCGUCAAAGACGAGCCUGCCAUUGUCCCCGGCGGGAGCUGGUUUUGCGCAAGCAGAAGACCAACCGGCGGACGAUGAAGUGGGAGGACGGGAAGACGAAGGGGAGUUCGUUGAGUUGGAAGCAUUGCAGUUCAGAACGCUGGGAACAAGUGAUUUCCAAGGGAGUUCUUCCGAGCGGCACGUAUGGAAACUUCAAACCAAGCAGAAAGGACGCAUCGUCCUGACGCCGCUCCAGAGUGUGGUCCCUGAGCACAAAUGUAAGUCGGAGCAGCAGCAGCAGGGCCUGGAGCUGUCAUCAACAGCGGAUCGUGAGCGGGACGAGGUGCAAGUUGAAGAAGCUGGUCCGAACUCCAAUUGCAAUGCUGACUCGGGAGGAACCAACCAGAUCCUCAGUGACAACGAGAGCAGCGAUUCAUUAAGCGUUGCCACGCCGCAGCAAGGGAGGGAGGACAAGAGGCUGGAAACCAGCGUCACCGCAUCACCUCGGCCGAGCAGUCUAACCGGGAAGAUUUCUCAGCUGAAAGAGACGACAACCAGAUUACUCAAAGAUUUGGAAGGAACUCAGCUGUUGCUGAACACUCCUGCUACUACUGCUGCUAUUGCUACUAUCGAAAGUGAAGGUCCAGGUUUCGGUUUGCAGGAGUCUCUCUACUACGAUGACGAUUUUCGGCUAAAACACCAUCUGUUGGAAUUGAGACGUGGUUUCAGAGCCAGGACAGGAUUGGUAGGAGGAAUUGAAGACUUUGCCCCGGCACGAAGUGACGAUCACGCAAGGAAGAAGAAGCAUUCCUACAACAAGACAAGAGUCGUCAGCAAAGGCUGGAUGAAGACAAAGGUGGAGCUGAUGCUGAGGCUGGUUUUCGACAGGCAAGAGCAAGAAGAAGAGGAUGAUGACGAAGGAAACGAUUACAGAGUUUUGGUUGGAAGUCGUGCCGGCGAUGGUGGUGGCGACGACUUUGCGCGGUCCCAUUUGCUGGGACAACAACGCUGCGAAGAAGAUGAGGCUGCGUUCUUUUGA
Selaginella moellendorffii is the source of this 2635-nucleotide messenger RNA. RefSeq lists its product as uncharacterized. The coding region runs from base 65 to 2635 and encodes 856 amino acids. The transcript is spliced from 3 exons. The record is from RefSeq and is a predicted model, not a curated record. Lineage: Eukaryota; Viridiplantae; Streptophyta; Lycopodiopsida; Selaginellales; Selaginellaceae.